UCAGCUUGGGUAGAAAUGUAGAGGAUCCACCUCGGCAUGGUUCACAACGCCAAUGGUGCGCAUUACGCCGUUAAAAGAGAUUGAACCUCCCCUCUCACUGUCAUCAUAUAAAAAGAUUUUUUUAAAAUUUUUAAUCUUUUAUAAAAUUUUUGCUGUGAUUUUAUUAUUCAACCCUCACUCUCAAAUCCGCGUUCACCAUAUAAACGCUGCUCGUCGUUUCACGUAAAAGCAACCUACCGACGAUCUCCUCCUCCUCCUCCUCCGCUUUCUCUCUCUAUCGCCAUUUUUUUCCCUUGCUUCUCCGGCACUUCAAAUUCCGUCGUGUUUGCGGCAAAUGGUGACAGAGGACAACAGCGAGAGCUGUGGCAGUAAAGCGUACGACACGUCGUCUCCGGUUCAGUCUCGGCAGCAGAGGCAGAAGCUUGAGGUCUACAAUGAGGUUCUUCGUCGCCUCAAAAACUCCAACAACGACGAAGCUAUUCGACCUGGCUUCGACGAUGAACUUUGGGCUCACUUCAAUCGCCUCCCCACUCGAAUUGGAAACGGGUUUUGAUGAGUUGAGGCACUGGCUUGUACUUGCGCAAUUUCAGGUACGCAUUGGAUGUGAAUGUGGAGAGGGCAGAAGAUGUGCUUAUGCACAAAAGAUUACUGCAUUUGGCUCAUGAUCCUGCUCAUAAACCAGCGAUUGAAGUCCGGCUUGUACAGGUUCAUCCCAUCCCAGAUGGGAAUACAGCUGAUUCUAUCCAUUCAGAUUCUGUGGGUGAAGAUGCUGCCCAAAGUUCAAAGUUAUCUAGCAGACAAAGUAUACAUCCUCCUCCAGCGUUUGGCUCAUCUCCUAACCUCGAAGCCCUUGCACUUGAAGCAAAUACAGCUAAUGAUGAGGAUGACGAACAUUCUGUGCAUGGCAGCACAGAGUUGACUCGGCCCAUGCAUGAAAUCACUUUCUCAACAGACGACAAGCCAAAACUACUCAGUCAGUUGACUUCGUUGCUUGCGGAGAUUGGGCUGAACAUCCAAGAAGCACAUGCUUUUUCCACAUUAGAUGGUUACUCCUUGGAUGUCUUUGUUGUUGAUGGCUGGCCUUAUGAGGAAACAGAACAGCUUAAGACUGCAUUGGAAAAGGAAGUUUUGAAGAUUGAGAGUCCGUGGCCACCAACUCAUCGAUCAUCAUCUUCUAGUAGCGAGCAUGAUCAUAUAAGGGUCAAAUCUGAACCACCUACUCAUCUCACAAUACCCAAUGAUGGGACUGAUGUAUGGGAGAUUGAUCCUAGACAGUUGACGUUUGGUAACAAAGUUGCAUCUGGAUCCUGUGGUGAUUUAUAUAAAGGUACAUACUGUACUCAAGAAGUGGCCAUUAAAGUCCUCAAGCCUGAGUGUGUAAAUUCAGAUAUGCAUAAAGAUUUUGCCCAGGAAGUCUAUAUUAUGAGGAAAGUUCGACAUAAGAAUGUUGUACAAUUCAUUGGUGCAUGUACCAAGCCUCCAAGCUUGUGCAUUGUGACAGAGUUUAUGUCUGGUGGAAGUGUAUAUGACUACUUGCAUAAACAAAAGGGUGUUUUUAAGCUCCCAGCCUUGCUCAAGGUAGCAAUUGAUGUUUCCAAGGGAAUGACCUACUUGCACCAGAAUAACAUAAUCCACAGGGAUUUAAAAGCUGCCAAUCUCUUGAUGGAUGAAAAUGAAGUUGUUAAGGUUGCUGAUUUUGGGGUUGCCAGAGUAAAAUCUCAAUCUGGAGUAAUGACAGCAGAAACUGGGACUUAUCGGUGGAUGGCUCCAGAGGUUAUAGAACACAAGCCAUAUGAUCACAAGGCUGAUGUUUUUAGCUUUGGGGUUGUGUUAUGGGAGUUACUGACGGGAAAGCUUCCGUAUGAAUACUUGACCCCAUUACAAGCAGCUGUUGGAGUUGUCCAAAAGGGCUUACGGCCGACUAUCCCAAAGAAUACGCAUCCAAAGCUUGUUGAGCUGCUUGAGAAAUGCUGGCAACAAGACCCAGCAUUAAGACCUGACUUCUCGGAAAUCAUAGAAAUGCUGCAGCCGUUAGCCAAAGAGAUCAGCGAUGAAGGAGAAGAAAAACGCAAAUCAUCAGGAGGAUUUCUGUCCGUCCUUAGGCGUGGUCAUCACUAAUCGAAGGCACAUAGAUGUUUAUAACAUGAGCAAAGGAAUUUACCUUGCGUGGCAUUUCCCCAACCAUUUCUCUCACAUACCAUGUACAGUAUUACGUUAUCUUUGAUCAACUUAUUUCCUCCGUCUGAUUUGUUAGAGCACAUUUUUUGGACCAACCAUUCCCUUUAUAUUAUUUUUGUGAUUUAUCGUAGCACUCAACAGUUAACAACAAAGACGAUGGUUCGGACGAGCUUUGUAACUAUGCAAAUAUCCAGAGGCUUUACAAUGACAGCAUAUUGUCGUGAAAAUUUCUUUGACCAAUUCCUUGGCUUUGCAAUUAGCUGGCUUUUACUUUUGGAUUUCUUACUGUUAUUCAAUCAUAUGGAGGUUUCUAUAUCUCAAUUGUUUUUUUAA
Messenger RNA from Prunus dulcis (almond), 2511 nucleotides. RefSeq names its product serine/threonine-protein kinase STY46-like. The transcript has 16 exons. Gene Ontology annotation, biological process: protein phosphorylation. The record is from RefSeq and is a predicted model, not a curated record. Bases 634 to 2118 code for a protein of 494 amino acids. NCBI's taxonomy places the organism in Eukaryota, Viridiplantae, Streptophyta, Magnoliopsida, Rosales, Rosaceae. Gene Ontology annotation, molecular function: protein kinase activity; ATP binding.